Molecule: messenger RNA, 1641 nt
Organism: Elaeis guineensis (African oil palm)
Lineage: Eukaryota; Viridiplantae; Streptophyta; Magnoliopsida; Arecales; Arecaceae
Cellular component (GO): CCR4-NOT complex
Source: RefSeq, a predicted model, not a curated record
CCUCGUCCUCCACUCGCUCUCAAGUCGACGCGAAGUCCCCAGAGAUCUCCCUCCUCCGCUCGGGGGAGUAGAAAGAAAGCUCGCUUUCUCCCCUUCUCUCCUCCCCCGUCUCCCUUCGCCGCCAUGAUCGGAAUCGAGGAAUCCCAGAACCUCUUCGCGCUCCUCAACGCCGAAUCCCGCCCCUUCGAUGAGAUCUUCGCGGAUUUCCUCUCCCGGUUCCCCCGCGAAGCCCACUUCCGAGUCUGCUCCUCGCUCGCCAUGCUCUUGGAGGACAAGGGCAUGCUUAAACCCAGCCAGCGUUUGGUUGCGUUUGCUAUCCUGCAUCAAACCUAUUCUUCUCAACCACCCUCCUUGAACCCAUUUAUUUCCUUUCUUAUAAAUUCAGCUUGUGAUGAUGCAGCAGAGAAAAUGGAAAUGACAUUUAUUCAACUGUUAUUAGGAUCUGCUGGCACAAACAAUAACAAAGAGGUUCUGAAGCAAUCAGCUGUGGAUUACAUCAAAGGAUUUGAUCCAUCAUCACAUGUUUUACUGCAACUUGAACAACUCCAGAAGCAACAUUGUGAUGGAACAGAAGCCGAGCCAUACAAAAGCAUUUUCAGGGCUGCAGCUGUCAAAAAUGUUAUACCAGAUCCAGAUGUCCCUCAUGGUUGUGAUGCAAAUUCAUCAGAUCUAAAGCUUUCCCCACCAGGAGCUAAACCAAGAAUUGGGUCCGAAGAUAGAGACACUGCUGUAACUGAUUUGCUUCAGAACCUGUCAUUGGAAGGACUAAGUCCUCAGUGGAUUAGACCUGCACCACCAAGGCUUCCAAUACUAGAUGGAGAGCUUAUGUGGCUCAACCCUGACAAUAACCAUGAGCUGCUGUGGGACUAUGGAAUGUGUGCUGACACCAGUCGCGGAGCUGCAGUCAGGGAUUUGAUUGCAAAAGCCUUGAAAGGUCCACUUGCACCUGCUCAACAGGAGCAAGUCGUGGUAGAACUUGCAAAGGAUCCAAAACUAGUUUAUCACUGUGGACUAACUCCAAGAAAGCUACCAGAUCUUGUUGAACACAACCCACUAAUUGCGGUUGAAGUUCUGUCCAAAUUAAUGAACUCUCCCGAAAUUUCAGAGUAUUUCACAGUUCUUGUCAAUAUGGAAAUGAGUCUCCAUUCUAUGGAAGUUGUAAACAGGCUUACAACUGCAGUUGAUCUCCCAACAGAGUUUGUGCACAUGUACAUCACGAACUGUAUAUCAUCAUGCGAAAAUAUUAAGGACAAGUACAUGCAAAACAGGCUUGUGAGAUUGGUCUGCGUCUUUCUACAGAGCCUUAUUCGGAACAAAAUCAUCAAUGUUCAAGAUCUCUUCAUUGAAGUCCAGGCUUUCUGCAUUGAGUUUUCCCGGAUAAGGGAAGCUGCUGGCUUGUUCAGGCUUCUCAAAACUUUGGAAUGAGUUGCCAUUUCUUCUCUAUCUAUUCUGUACAUUCUGCUCAAACUGUUGCCGUUGUUUUGUGACGCGAGAUGAAGAACUAUAAAGGGAGUAACUCUCUUUCAUAAAUUUUCCAUUUGAAUCUCAUCAGAGAGACUGUAACGACAUCAUCUAUGCAUAUCUGAGAAUAUAUAAGCUUCCACUGGUUUACAGAUUUAUUCUGUAUGCUUGUUUCUUUUU